CAUCUUUUUCAACAGAUUGAAAACCUAAACAAAAAACAAAAACAUGGAUUUCUACUAUUUACCCGGUUCUGCACCAUGCCGUUCAGUGCUCCUCACCGCCAAGAGCCUUGGUAUUGAACUCAACAAAAAAUUGUUGCACCUGAGAAAUGGUGAACACUUGACUCCCGAAUUCCUCAAGAUCAACCCACAACACACCAUUCCCACUUUGGUGGAUAAUGGUUUUGCACUAUGGGAAUCACGCGCCAUUCUAGUAUACUUGGUCCAGAAAUACGGCAAGGAUGACUCAUUGUUCCCCAAGUGUCCUAAGAAGCAAGCUGUCGUCAACCAGCGCCUGUACUUUGACAUGGGCACCCUAUACAAGGCCUUCGCUGACUACUACUAUCCCCAAAUCUUUGCUAAAAAGCCCGCUGACCCUGAGAUGUACAAAAAAAUGGAAGCUGCUUUCGAUUUAUUGAACACAUUCCUAGAAGGCAACAGCUAUGUGGCUGGUGAUCAAUUGACCGUAGCAGACUUAUCUAUACUAGCUUCUGUUUCCACAUUCGAUGUUGCCGGCUUCGACAUUAGCAAGUAUCCCAAUGUUGCCAGAUGGUACGAAAAUGCCAAGAAAGUACCUGGUUGGGAAGAGAACUAUGAAGGUGUCUUGGAAUUCAAAAAAUUCUUCGAAUAAGGAAAUAUAUACGUCUAAGUAUUAUAAAUGUUACUUUUGUUUUACUGCAUUUACGUUUUGUGUAAAUACUAAUUUAUGGAAAUUUCGGAGAAAACUAAAUAAAAAUAUUUAAUGUUAUACAAAAAAAUUUAACAUUACAAUAUAAACAAA
Messenger RNA from Anastrepha obliqua, 817 nucleotides. RefSeq names its product glutathione S-transferase 1-1-like. Gene Ontology annotation, biological process: glutathione metabolic process. The record is from RefSeq and is a predicted model, not a curated record. Bases 44 to 667 code for a protein of 207 amino acids. The transcript has a single exon. NCBI's taxonomy places the organism in Eukaryota, Metazoa, Arthropoda, Insecta, Diptera, Tephritidae. Gene Ontology annotation, molecular function: glutathione transferase activity.